GGGUGCUAAAAGGAUCUCUAGGGUAGGGAGGCGGUCCCAGGGGGGCGAGUAGGAGUAGGGGUGUGUGCCAGGUGGUACCGGGUAUUGGCCGGGGGGCGGGGGAAGGCAUUUCCGGGGUUCAGGGCGGUCCCUGAAUCUAAAGGCCCUCAGCUAGUCUGAUCCUUGCCCUAAGCAUAGUCCCGCUAGCCAACCCCUACCAGCCGUGGGUUCUGCUGCCCAGUGCUCGUCAGCAUGUCCUUUAUUCCGGUGGCCGAGGACUCCGACUUUCCCAUCCAAAACCUGCCCUAUGGUGUUUUCUCCACUCAAAGCAACCCAAAGCCACGGAUUGGUGUGGCCAUCGGUGACCAGAUCUUGGACCUGAGUGUCAUUAAACAUCUCUUUACCGGGCCUGUUCUCUCCAAACAUCAGCAUGUCUUCGAUGAGACAACUCUCAAUAACUUUAUGGGCCUGGGUCAAGCUGCAUGGAAGGAGGCAAGAGCAUUCUUACAGAACUUACUGUCUGCCAGCCAAGCCCAGCUCAGAGAUGACAAGGAGCUUCAGCAGCGUGCUUUCACUUCCCAGGCUUCUGCCACGAUGCACCUUCCUGCUACCAUAGGAGACUACACGGACUUCUACUCUUCUCGGCAGCAUGCCACUAAUGUUGGCAUUAUGUUCAGGGGCAAGGAGAAUGCGCUGUUGCCAAAUUGGCUCCACUUACCUGUGGGAUACCAUGGCCGAGCUUCCUCUGUUGUGAUAUCUGGCACCCCGAUUCGAAGACCCAUGGGACAGAUGAGACCUGAUAACUCAAAGCCGCCUGUGUAUGGCGCCUGCAGACUCUUAGACAUGGAGUUGGAAAUGGCUUUCUUUGUAGGCCCUGGGAACAGAUUUGGAGAGCCAAUCCCCAUUUCCAAAGCCCACGAACAUAUUUUCGGGAUGGUCCUCAUGAACGACUGGAGUGCACGAGAUAUCCAGCAAUGGGAAUAUGUCCCCCUUGGGCCAUUCCUGGGGAAAAGCUUUGGAACAACCAUCUCCCCAUGGGUGGUGCCUAUGGAUGCCCUCCUGCCGUUUGUGGUGCCAAACCCGAAGCAGGACCCUAAGCCCUUGCCAUAUCUCUGCCACAGCCAGCCCUACACAUUUGAUAUCAACCUGUCUGUUGCUUUGAAAGGAGAAGGAAUGAGCCAGGCGGCUACCAUCUGCAGGUCCAACUUUAAGCAUAUGUACUGGACCAUGCUGCAGCAACUCACACAUCACUCUGUUAACGGAUGCAAUCUGAGACCUGGGGACCUCUUGGCUUCUGGAACCAUCAGUGGAUCUGACCCUGAAAGCUUUGGCUCCAUGCUGGAACUGUCCUGGAAGGGAACAAAGCCCAUCGACGUGGGGCAGGGGAAGACCAGGACCUUCCUGCUGGAUGGCGAUGAAAUCAUCAUAACAGGUCACUGCCAGGGGGACGGCUACCGUGUUGGUUUUGGCCAGUGUGCUGGGAAAGUGCUGCCUGCCCUCUCUCCAGCCUGAAGCUUCGGAAGCCACAGGACAGAGAGCCUUGCCUGUGAGGAUGGUGCUACAGCUGCAUCAGUCAGGAAUGAAUAAAGCUACUUUGAUUGUGGGAAAUGCUA
Molecule: messenger RNA, 1592 nt
Organism: Grammomys surdaster
Lineage: Eukaryota; Metazoa; Chordata; Mammalia; Rodentia; Muridae
Gene: Fah
Product: fumarylacetoacetate hydrolase
Exons: 14
Coding region: 232-1491 (419 amino acids)
Biological process (GO): L-tyrosine catabolic process; homogentisate catabolic process; L-phenylalanine catabolic process
Molecular function (GO): fumarylacetoacetase activity
Source: RefSeq, a predicted model, not a curated record